This is a messenger RNA of Nymphaea colorata (pocket water lily), 1578 nucleotides long. RefSeq names its product RING-H2 finger protein ATL52-like. The record is from RefSeq and is a predicted model, not a curated record. Gene Ontology annotation, molecular function: transferase activity. Bases 243 to 1391 code for a protein of 382 amino acids. NCBI's taxonomy places the organism in Eukaryota, Viridiplantae, Streptophyta, Magnoliopsida, Nymphaeales, Nymphaeaceae. The transcript has a single exon. Gene Ontology annotation, biological process: protein ubiquitination.
GGCAAAACCUGCUCCCCAUUGACUUUCGGGGUGGGAUUGAGACGUGCAUGAUUUGUCUCCCACUGAUAAUCCCUCUGCAACCAGGCGCAUCUGUAAUUGCCAUGGUUUCCAGGAAGACAGAAUUCGAUUUUGCUCUCCCAACUCAGUUCCUGGGUGUUCUCGGAUCUCCCCAGCUUGGUCCAUCUCUCUUCUCUUCCACGGUCUGGUAGUUUUCCCUUGCUCCAUCUUCGCACUCGGUAGCUAUGGGCAAAGAUAAUCCCCUUUUUUAUGCUGGAUGCAAGGAAGAAGAAGCGUCUUUCCACUAUGCCUCACCCCCAGUAGCAUCACCGCCACCGCCACCGUUGCCACCACCACCAGCAGUUUCCCAUCAUCACCUCUUUUUCACAAAAUCUGUUAUGGCGUUGGUACUUAUUUCAACUGUCUUCAUGUUCGUUAGCCUCUAUAUCACGUUUGUCAGGUGGUACCGGAGAAGGAGUCCGCACCGGAGGGCUAUGCAACAGCAGCAGCAGCCGCCGCCGCCUGCUAUGGAUCAGUUUCUUGAGGGCGAAGAACCGAUCAACUAUAUUUGGUACAUCAACACGGUGGGUCUCGAUGAAUCGCUCAUAAACUCGAUUACUUCCUGCAAAUUCAAGAGUGGGGAGGGCCUAGUGGAAGAAACGGGGUGCUCAGUUUGUCUGAGCGAGUUCGAAGAUGGUGACGAUCUCAGGCUUCUGCCCAAGUGUAGCCAUGCCUUUCACCUUCAGUGCAUAGAUAGAUGGCUAAGGGCUCAUGUUAAUUGUCCCUUGUGCCGUGCACCGGUCUUCGCUAAUAACCUUAAUUCAGUUUCUGGAGAUAAUAUCGCUACAGGGCCCUCCUCAAUGGACGCAUCGUAUGACCUAGAAUCGGCUGAUAGCAACGGCGAUCUGAGCAGGAAUUCAGAUUCAUUGGCAGUUGAAAUUGGAGAAUCGGGGCUUGAAAAUGAAACGGUGAUGACAAAUCUUGAUGUUCUUGGGGUGCUUGGUGGCCAAUCUAGCGGCGGUGAGCAAAAUGGGAUGACAGUGGAUGAGACGACAGAAUUUCAACCGGUCAGAAGAUCUGUGUCCUUAAAUUCGUUGGCUAGGAUGCAUGCACCUGCGGUGUUGGCAACGAGUUCGGCCCGCGAAUUCUCGGAUCUUCCAUGUGGAUCGGUGGUGGAAGCAGGAUCAUCAGAUCGUGGAAACUUGAAUCUGGGAGGGUUUUCCAGGUUCAGAGAAGUUCCCUUUGAAAAGAGAGGCGAUAAAAGUGAAAGAGAAGUUGAUAGGGAGCCAUGUCCGCAGAAGGGCCCGUCUUGCAUGAGGAGAUCUUUCUCUAUUGGCACAAAUUUUUUCUUUUCGAAACAUGGGCGUAAUCGGAGCUUUGUUCUUCCUCUAUGAACGAAGUUCCUACGACAUUUCCAUGUCCUUUUUUUUUCCUUUCCACGGAGGAGCAGUCCUCUGCAUGCAUGUUUCACAGCUUUCUCAAACUCAGAAGCUUGGUGAAUCUCGCCUCAGUCGCGGCAACUGUACUAAAAAGUACGAAAAGAAGAACCUUAUACAUAAAAUAGGAUCAACAGUUUGUUUA